Molecule: messenger RNA, 2551 nt
Organism: Python bivittatus (Burmese python)
Lineage: Eukaryota; Metazoa; Chordata; Lepidosauria; Squamata; Pythonidae
Gene: PLVAP
Product: plasmalemma vesicle associated protein
Biological process (GO): regulation of vascular permeability; positive regulation of cellular extravasation
Source: RefSeq, a predicted model, not a curated record
GUCCCCACCCAGCUGAACCCAAAGGCUGAAUCGUGAAGUUACCAAGGUAGUUGAUGACAUGAUGGAGAAGAAUGCAUACACCAUGGCCACCCUGGGCCUGGAGGCCAAGAAUGGCCUUCAACCAAAGCGGGAUUGUGGCUUCUAUAUGAAAUAUUUCUUCCUCUUCCUCUCCCUCAUCCAGUUCCUUAUCAUUUUGGGAUUGGUACUUUUCAUGAUCUACAGCAAUCCCCUGGAGGGCACCGAGAAACAUCUCCAGGGGCUGACGAACCAGCUGCAAGAGAGCGACAAGAAGAUCAAAGUCCUCAAUGAAGAGAUUGGCAAACUCAAGCGCCAGGUUAAUGCCACUGAGAGGGAUGCCCGCCUGUUACAGACUCAAAUGUUCAGGUUAAACACCACCUUGAGGCUUUGCAAUAAUGAAAAGACAAAGCUGAAGGAACAACAGCAGAGCAAUACAGCAGCUCUCAUAUCAGCAAAUGAUUGUAGAUUCAGCUUGCAGCUUUUGAAUAUCACUUGUGUUGCCCAGGUGAGCUCUCUGGAGAAGAAGCUGGUGGCCUUGGAGCUGAAGAGCCAGAUGGAGCGAGACAGCUUAAGUCGGGACAGCAAGUCUUGGCAAGACAAAGCCGAGAAGGCAGAAAGAGAGAAGAAUGAAUGCCAGCUAGCCAAACUCCAGCUGCAAACGCGGGAGCAGAAGUACCAGGAGCUGAAGUCUACAGUGAUGCAAGAGUUAGGACCUCUUCUUCAGAACCUGAGGACUUCAGCAGAGCAGUUUUUUACCUCCUAUGAGAUCCGUGGCUGUUACCGUCAUGAGAUUGAAACCACGUUCCGCUCUGUCUUCAGAAGUCUACAGACCCAGUUUGAUACUCAGGCACAGAAUCUCGACCAGAAGGUCAGCGAGGUGACUCAGGAGAACGCCUUGUUGCAAAGCCAGAAAGCUGCCUGUAAGCAAAACUUGCAGGAUCGGGAACAGCAGAUCAGCCUGCAACAGCAGCAGUUCGAGUGGCAGAAGCAGGCCCUCCAAGAAGCUCAAGAGUCUCAAACCCAGAAAAUAAGAGGCGAAUACAAGAAGAUGCUUGAGGAGAACGAAAGCUUGAAGCAGCAGCUCCAGCAGAGCAAGCAGGCCUGCAUCAACAUGAGGAUCAACACUUUAGCUCCAGGCAACACAGCUGUGAGGAACCCAUCAGGUCUGACACCUUUUAGUGCACCUAAUGCCUUUGGCUCCUAUCCAAGGAGUUUUGGGAACACGGGAAGUCUCGGGAAUCCUGGAGGAGCUGCAGCAAACCCUAAUCCCUUCAGCAAUCCAAGCCAAUGGGGGAGGCCAAGCUCACCUGCUCAGCCAAGUUCUGGGUCUCCGAGAAGUCUAAGCCCUGCUGAACAAAACAGAAUCCAUGAGAUCUUGAAGGCUGCUGCAGAGACUGGAAAGCUGUCAAAGCCGGCAAUGAACCCAGUGGGGCAGCCCAGAACCUAAAGGAAAUGAUGACAAAGGCCAUUAAGAAUCCAAGAACAGCUCCUGGGCAUAAGACUGAAGUGUUGAGUGGGGGAUCCAUGACUGGAAAACAUUCACCUCUGUGGAACAGACUUCAAGCAGAAAUAGAAAAGCGAAGCCCUAGAAGAGCUUUGGGGGCAGUGGGGCAGAUCCCAAGUUGGUCCUGCCCUCUUCUCUAACAUAACUGAUGUUUAAUUCUAGCUCAGUCUUGCAGACUGCUGUCUUUCACUGAUCCAACAUUGAUUUCCUGCAGUAGCUUUUGGUCCAUUCAAGUAUCUUAUUUUUUCAUCUUCAUCAGGUUGAGUGGUCCAUUGGUGAACCCUCCACAUCAGUCGUUCUAUCUCAGACUUCUUACUUGUAGAGUUAUUGUGAAGAUAGAAUGUAAUCCCUGUGACUUCAGCUAGGUGAGAUAUGAAUGCAACCCGUAAAUAUUUUCAGUGAUUUCACACAGCCACUACACUCUUUCAAAAUGAAAACAAAAAGGAUGGAAAUUAUAAAUGCACUCUUCAUGUAAAAGAAGAAUUAUUGUUCCUACAGUUUUGUAAGAUACUAUGGCACAUUUAUGUAUAUAGCUUUAUGUAGGCAUGCACACAUAUAUUGGAGAAGUUGUGUUUCUCUUGGUUAUUAGCUGGGACGGAGACUCCAUGUUUGCCACUGGCAUCUGAUUAUCCAGUGCUCAAGAACAAAGUCUUUCUCUGUGCUGUCCCACCAAGGUUAAUUACAAUGAUGUCAGAUAACAGAUUUGGAAAAGCUCUUUCUCUACCCUGAAACCCUAAAGAACUAAAUAGUACCAAGCAGGGUGGAUCUGUGGCCUAUCAGUGAGGGCAACUCUCUGUCUCUAUGACCCUGUUUUGGGAUUUCUGGAGGCAUCAAGGCUGGCCUGGUUAGAAACAGUUUGGAUAGGCCUUGGUUUGGUCAGUAAACCCAUCUAUGUUUGUUCCAUUAUAAUAACAAAUCCUUUUGUGAAGAAAAAAGUGCUAUUUACUAAAUAUAUUCCAUUCAAAUGAUUAAGAGGAAUAAUGUGGGCUAUGGAAGGUGCACGACUAAUAAACAUCAUAUGAAAAUCUA